AUGUCCAGAUAUAUACCUCUACAAGCUGGAGCAUCUACAUUCGUCAGACUGCCAAGAGACAUCACACUCAAACGCGCAGUCUUGAACAUUAAGAACCACGACGAGUACUGCUUUCUCUGGUGUGUUGUGGCGGCAACCCACGAAGCUCACACUGGACAUCCGGAGAGGGCAGCAUCGUACCCUCAUUACAGCAGCGUACUUCAGUAUGAAGGUAUUGAUUUUCCUAUUACCCCCAAAGAUAUACCGAAAUUCGAAACAUGCUUAAAUCACUUCAAAACAGAAAUAUCUUUCAAUAGUCACAAUGAUGACUGUUUCAAAUUAAAUAAAGUCCGUAUGAAAUUUCCUACUAAUGAAAACAAAAUAUUAAAAUUUAAAAAUUAUCGUAAUAAAGACUCGGUACCGUUUGUUGUCUACGCAGACUUAGAGUGUACACUAGAGCCUCAGGGGGAUGAUGAAAUUCAAAAACAUGUUCCACACAGCAUUGCAUUUUAUCGUCACUGUAAUUAUUACAAUAAUUUGUCAAAAUUUGAAAUUAAUCGAUCAUCUGAUUGCGUAAAGUGGUUUGUAAAUAAACUUGAAAAUUUUGCUAUUGAAGUUGAGCAGUACUUAAAAAAUCCUAUACCUAUGAAACCACUUGACAAACAGCAACAAAAGAGUCAUGAUCGGUCAACUGUUUGUCAUAUUUGCGAAAAAACAAUAGUCUCCGAUAAGGAUAAAUGCUAUGAUCAUUGCCAUUUUACGGGUAACUAUCGCGGACCUGCACACAUCUCAUGCAAUUUAAAUUAUCCGAAAUCCCAUGUAAUACCAGUAGUAUUUCACAAUUUAUCUGGGUAUGAUUCGCAUUUCUUAAUUAAAUCAUUAGCAACAGCUUUUGAAGGUAACGUUACAUUAUUGCCAAUUAAUAAAGAACGAUAUAUAUCAUUUUCAAAGUCAAUUGAUAAUAUAUCCGUAUCUUUACGCUUUAUCGAUUCAUUUAGAUUCAUGGCAUCAAGUUUAGAAAAAUUGGCAUCUUAUCUUGAUGAUGACAAUAAAAAAAUUACAAAACUCCAUUACCCAGAUCCGGAAAAAUUUCAAUUAGUUACUCGCAAGGGUGUAUUCCCAUAUGAAUAUAUUACAAACAUUGAUAAGCUUAAUGACAAACAGUUACCCGAUCAAAACUCAUUUUUUUCAAAAUUAUCUAAUAAUGAUCCGCUGCACUACUAUACAGCACCCGGAUUAGCUUUCGAUGCAAUGCUGAAAUACACCAAUGUGGAACUUGAACUGUUGACUGACCCCGAAAUGGUACUUUUCAUUGAGAAAGGUAUACGAGGUAGAGUGUCUCAGUGUACUAAUAGGCAUGCGAAGGCCAACAAUCGGUACAUGGGUAAUGAAUUUGAUGUAAAUAAACCCGAGUCAUAUUUGAUGUACUUCGACGUGAAUAAUUUGUAUGGUGCGGCAAUGAGUAUGCCACUACCCAAAGGCUCAUUUGAGUGGGUAGAUGAAAAUGAUUUAAAUGAUGUAGAUAACUUUGUAAAUACCAAUGAUACUGUAGGAUAUAUUUUAGAAGUAGACUUGCACUAUCCUCAGGAGCUACAUGAGCUACACAAAGAUUUACCAUUGUGCCCUGAGCACUUUUUACCCCCAGAUUUAGGUAUGAAAUUAAAAAAAAUUCAUCGUAUACUCAAAUUUGAGCAAUCCCCAUGGCUAAAGACAUACAUCGACAAGAAUACAGACUGUAGGAAGGCUGCCCAAAAUGAGUUUGAGAAGAAUUUCUUCAAACUCAUGAAUAACGCAGUCUUCGGUAAGACUAUGGAGAAUGUUAGAAAACACAAAUAUGUUCAAUUGGUUACUAGAUGGUCUGGUCGAUAUGGUGCAUCAGACCUCAUUUAUUUAUCAAAAAUAUUUAUUUACGAUUUCCACUAUAACUAUGUCAAACAGAACUUGAAAAAUCAACAAUCUAAGUUGAUGUAUACGGACACUGACAGUUUAAUUUACCACUUUACCGUACCAGACAUCUACGAAAUCAUGAAACGUGAUAUUUCAAAAUUCUAUACCUCGGACUACCCCCCUCAAAACUCGUACAAUAUGCCGCUAGCAAACAAAAAGAUCCCAGGUCUGAUGAAAGAUGAGAAUAAUGGGAAAAUUAUGACUCAUUUCAACGGACUUCGGGCCAAGCUAUACGCUUAUAAAAUUUUAAACGACGAUGAAACCAAAAAACGAGCAACGGGAAUCCGAGGUCCUACGUUGCGAACUAUCACGUUUGAUGUUUUCGAUAGAUGUCUUCGCGAUUAUAUUAACUUGACGAAAAAACAGUACUUAAUUAAAAGUUCUAAACAUGACGUGACGACAGUAGCACAGUACAAAAUUGCCUUAAGCUGGACAGAUGACAAACGACAACUUUUGGAUAACUCGACUGACACUUUACCAUGGGGAUUUAAAUCAAAUGAUGACGAUAAAAAUGAUGAUGAUAACGAUGAAAAUAUAUAA
Molecule: messenger RNA, 2466 nt
Organism: Microplitis mediator
Lineage: Eukaryota; Metazoa; Arthropoda; Insecta; Hymenoptera; Braconidae
Exons: 6
Coding region: 1-2466 (821 amino acids)
Source: RefSeq, a predicted model, not a curated record